This is a messenger RNA of Jatropha curcas, 1164 nucleotides long. It is a transcript of the gene ERF5, whose product is annotated as ethylene-responsive transcription factor ERF105-like. The record is from RefSeq and is marked provisional. Gene Ontology annotation, molecular function: DNA binding; DNA-binding transcription factor activity. Lineage: Eukaryota; Viridiplantae; Streptophyta; Magnoliopsida; Malpighiales; Euphorbiaceae. Gene Ontology annotation, biological process: regulation of DNA-templated transcription; ethylene-activated signaling pathway.
CACUCAUAAAAAUACCUUCUUUUCUUAUCCCCUUUCUUUCAGACUUCAGUUUCAGUUUCUUUCUUGCCAGUAAACUCUCCUAUUACUGCUGAAAACAAAAGAACCUCCUCUCAUGGCGUCUCCCAAUGAAGCUUCAGCUUUAGAUCAAAUUAGGCAACAUCUCCUCAGUACUGACUGUGCUUCCUUUGAUAGUUUCAUCUCCACUAGUAAUAAUUUCUUUCUCAAAUCUGAAAUUCAAGAUUUUGAUUACUUGCUACCAAAUCAAACUCUCAACUUGGAAUUCAAGUCCCAGCAGGUAGUUCAAAAUUCCAACAAUUCCCCCAAAUCUUCCACUUUGAGUCAGAGGAAACCCGCUAUGAGUAAAAUAUCGAUUCCUCCUCCGGCAACUAUGAACGUGAUGCCAGUACCAGUGGUGGCAGUAGCUGCUGAAAAUAACAGGUCUUCUGAUCAUUCUAGUGAAGAAAAGCAUUACAGAGGAGUUCGGCGUAGGCCAUGGGGAAAAUACGCAGCGGAGAUUCGCGAUCCUAAUAAGAAAGGAGCUCGUGUUUGGCUUGGGACUUUCGAUACCGCCAUAGAAGCUGCAAAAGCUUAUGAUAAUGCUGCUUUUAGGUUACGAGGAAGCAAAGCGAUUCUCAAUUUCCCUCUUGAAGUUGGUAAUUGUAAUUCAAAUCCCCAGCGAGAAUCUCAAUUAACAGAAAACAAUAACAAUAACAACAAGAAAAGGAAAAUUGAGGACGCAAAAAGUGAAGGAAGUAAUGACAAUAUUAAGAUGGUGAAGAGAGAAAAUCCAUCGCCGGCAGCAGCGACGGAUCCAUUAACGCCGUCGAGUUGGAAAGGAUUUUGGGAUGGGGAAGUUACUGGGAUAUUUAGUGUGCCACCGUUAUCGCCGUUAUCCCCACACCCUACCAUGGGAUAUUCACAGCUGAUGGUCGUCUGAGCAAGAAGAAGUUUGUUUGGAUAUUACAGUACUAAAUGAGGAAUGAUCAUCUGAAGGCGAAAAAGUCUGAGAUGACGUAGAGAUUUAGGAAAUUUAGGGCAGUGAGCUGUUUUUUAUAUGGUGUGUAUAAUUAGGGUAGUGAAGCAGUAGUAAGCAACAAGCAAAAUAUACAUAGUUGCUUUGCUUUUGUUGAAACAUAUAUAUAUUAUAUAUAUUAAAGAUUUCCA